Molecule: messenger RNA, 10526 nt
Organism: Manis pentadactyla (Chinese pangolin)
Lineage: Eukaryota; Metazoa; Chordata; Mammalia; Pholidota; Manidae
Gene: CYSLTR2
Product: cysteinyl leukotriene receptor 2
Exons: 4
Coding region: 356-1393 (345 amino acids)
Biological process (GO): G protein-coupled receptor signaling pathway
Cellular component (GO): plasma membrane
Molecular function (GO): leukotriene receptor activity
Source: RefSeq, a predicted model, not a curated record
CUAUAAGGCACAGAUGACUCAGUGACCCAAGUUCCUUUUUCUCUUUCUGUUAGCUGACACUGUUCAUAAAAUAUAAUUUGCCGUUUCACUUUUCUUUUAAUUGGGUAAGCUGAAUUACUUGAAGGAGGAAGGCAGGAGAGACAGAGGAGACAGAAGCCAAAGAGCUGCAAUAAAGAAACCAGCAGUUUUUCUUUUGAAGUAUGAACCAAUCAACAAAAUUUAGCCAUGGGUAUACAAGGAAGAAUCUAGAAGUCCAUGCAUCACGGACACCUCCCUAACGGAGACAUUUGGACUGUUUAUCUGGACUAGCUAUUCUUGGAAUGUGCAAACUUAAAGUGAAUGACUCUUGAUCAGUAUGGAGAAAAAAUUUACAUCUUUGUCUCCAUCCAUCUCCAUGCCAGAAAUGGAACGCAAUGGUAACUUCAGCAAUCACAAUAGCUACAGAAACUGCACAAUUGACAACUUCAAAAGGGAUUUUUAUCCCAUUGUGUACUUGACAAUAUUUGUAUGGGGAGUGUUGGGAAAUGGCUUUUCCAUAUAUGUGUUCCUGCAGCCUUAUAAGAAGUCCACAUCUGUGAAUGUUUUCAUGCUAAACCUGGCCAUCUCAGAUCUCUUGUUUGCAAUCACACUGCCCUUUAGGGCUGACUAUUAUAUCAGAGACUUCAAUUGGGUAUUUGGAGACCUGGCCUGCAGGAUUAUGUCUUAUUCCUUGUAUGUCAACAUGUAUAGCAGCAUUUAUUUCCUGACUGUCCUGAGUGUCGUGCGUUUCCUGGCAACUGUUCACCCCUUCCGGCUCCUCCAUGUCACCAGCACCAGGAGUGCCUGGAUUCUAUGUGGGAUUAUCUGGAUCUUCAUCAUGGCUUCCUCAUCAGUGCUUCUGCACACUGGCUCUGAGCAGAAGGGCAAUGUUACAUUGUGCUUAGAGCUGAAUCCUGAUAAAGUUGCUAAACUGAAGAUUAUGAACUACAUCGCCUUGGUGAUGGGUUUCCUGCUGCCAUUCUGCAUGCUCAACAUCUGUUACCUGCUGAUCAUUCGAGUCCUGUUAAAGGUGGAGAUCCCAGAAUCCGGGCUGCGUGUUGCUCACAGGAAGGCACUGGUCACCAUCAUCCUUGCCUUGAUCAUCUUCCUCCUAUGUUUCCUGCCCUACCACAUACUGAGAACCCUCCACCUGAUCAUGUGGAAAGUGAGUCUAUGCAAAGAAAGACUGCAUAAAGCCCUGGUUGUCACACUGGCCUUGGCAUCAGCCAAUAGCUGCCUAAACCCUUUGCUCUAUUACUUCACUGGGGAGAAUUUCAAGGACAGACUAAGGACUGCACUCAACAAAUGUCAUCUACAGAAGACAAAGUGCAACUUUCCUGUCUGUGUGUGGUUGAAAAAAGAAGCCCAAGUUUAAGCAGUUACUAGGUGAGGCCUAUUCUUGUAUCUCUGUUCCACUUUUAUUCACACAUAGUCUCCAAAUGACCAAGCUAUUUCCAACAAGGUUUGAUUCCCAACAUCUAAUUGACCAUGACUUUUGUUAAUAAGACCUACUUCAAAAAUUUCAUGAGAUGUAUUUUCAGUGGUUGAGUCUAAGUGAGAAUGUAGCAGGAAAAACCUACAGUCUAGCAACUUGAAAUGUCAGACUGGGGGAAAAUGCUGAGCACAGUGCUAAGCUUUUCAUCAAAUCUCUAGCCCACCAAGAAUUCUACAUUUUUAACUUUAAGAUAACCAUAACUUGCCUAGCUUCUCUAGUUCCUCUGGCCCCUUCAACCCCCUGAUUUGUUAGCCAAUUAACAAAGCUCCUGGGGGAUCCAGAGAAGGUAAGAAGAACAUCCUAGGAAUUCAUGGCAAAGAAUGGCCAUGAAGAGGAAGGCUGCCCUCUCACAAAGUAGAGCCAAGCCCCAGAGAAAAACAGUGAGAGGAGAAGGACUGGGACAAGAGAGAGCUGGUGAGAAGUAGUGGAGGGGAGGAGGAAUUUAAUUUUGCACUGAAAGAGGGUCUCUAGCACAGUGAAGGCAAGAAGAUUUGCCUCUCUCUUUUCACUGGGUUAGGAAGGGCAGAAAGACUAGGAGGACAGCCUGGGAUCUUGCCCUAAGAGUUUAUAUAUGGAAUUAUGAAUGCAAUAGUGGAGAAGGGGGUAUCAAUUUUACUCUUGAGAUUUGGGUUUGGCUGACAUCACUGCAAUUUUCAUUUCUGUACAUCAAUCCACUGGGUUGAGAGCCAGAAUAGAGGAGAGGGCUCUCUGAGUUUGAUUGGGCACUCAGAGAAAGGGUGGAGUGAAGGGCAAGUGGCUUUACCCCUGAAAUUCUAUUAAUGUUUUAGCAGAACAAGUGUAGGGUGACUUUCCUUUUGAGAGUAUAGAAAAGCACUGGAUAGUUAAGAGGGGUUCCUUUCUGUCUACUGAAACAAGACAGAGAUGACCAAUUACUACCACCAUGACAGCGUACUGCCAAUAAUUAAGUGCCCUCUCCGUGCUGCACAGACUGUGCCAGGCACUUCACAUCUAUCAAUCCCAUUUAACUCUCACACCAAAGCCCAUUUCCAUUUUAUAGAUGAAAAAAUAUGAAGCUCAGAGAAAUUAAGAAAUUUGAAGUUCACGCAGCUCAUAAGAUUUUUUGAAACCUCCAUGCAGAAGGGCUGGCUGGGUGCUUCCUCCACUCUUCCCCCUGCAAACCUCCACAAUGAUUGGUUCAAAGUCUAAAUAAGAAUUUCCUUCCCCUUUCAGGCCCCUACCCCUCUACACUUUUGAGAGAAAACUGAACACCGAGGUUUUCUCUUUGGAAUUGUUACCCCAGGCAGAACGGAUGGUGGAAGGGAGGUGGUUUUCUGAAGCUAGGGAGUGACUAAGUGAAAGACUUCAUAGCCUUACAGUCAUUUCCUUACUCAGCUGCCAGAAUGCUGAUAGGCUCACCCUAUCAAGACAGGAGCCUGGACAAUGCUCCUAUGGGAAAGUUUCUCAGCUGCAGAAGAAGAGAGACUGUUGGGGAUUCCCCAGCAUGAAAGCCAGUGCCUGUCCUAUUACUUACCUGACAGAGAAGCCCCCACUGUAACUGAUCCCUUCCACUCACAGAGAGCCUAAUGAGCCUGUCAGAGCCCCACUCUCAUUGUGAACAGUCAGUUAUUGCCACACAUGGGAGAAAAAAGCCCAAAGACAAAAAAACAUCAACGAAUAAGUGAAAGGGUAGACAGAGACAUCUUCAGUAUGAAAGAUCACAUUUUUAUCAUCCUUGUACUUUUUAAAUAUCAGAAACCUACUGGAGGAUGUGCUCCUCUAAACAAGAGAUUAAACCAAGAUAGAAGAAAACAUGCUAUCUAGGAAACAAGGAAUUCAACACAGGAGGAAGGUGAAGACAAUUCCCAGGAUGCUGGUUACAGCAGAAAAACAAGAAACUGAUUUAUACACACACACAUUGGAGGGAUUUAUAUUGUUCUUGGAGAGCUUGAGAUACAGAGUGAAAAUACAUAGAAAAAACAAGCAAGUGAAAAGACAAUAAGACAAUGCAAUUACUCAGUGCCAUAGGGAAAAGAAACCAUUAAGAAAGGAAAUAAAGCCAUAGUACACUACAUGGCUCAGCUGUGAAUAAUUACAGAGAUUAAUGUAAAUAGCAAAAUACUGUGAUAAAACUUGUUUUCAGGAAGUGAGGGGAGAGGAUGUGUACGUGCUGAAGAGGGGUGUGUGGAUAAAAUUGCAAUAUUUCCAGAAUCUCUCACCUGGCUUUAGUGCAUCUCCAUAUCAGUAGGUUUUUCUAAGGGGUGGACAGAAGUAGUCCAUCUCCAUAUUAAUAGGUAAUUACAUGGAUAAGCAAGGGCUUAUCUGGACCAGAGAGACUGGGUGGAGCUCUCUCUUCUUCUGCAGCCAGGUCUGGAGAGACACAGGAUGACUGCUUCUAAGAUAUAAACUGGUUUCUCCCACUUGAUUUCUCCCUUUGAUUUCAGUGUCAAAGGUAUUUUGCCCUGGGAUUUUUCCCCCCAGAGUUACAUCUGGUGGUAGCUGGCAGGACCUCUGAACCUGAAAACUGUCUACAUGUGUGCAACCCUUGGGUGGGCUGCCGCUAGAGAUGGUAGGGAGAUACCUAGAAAUCCCCCUGUGGAUGGUGGGAGGCCCCAGUGGCUGAAGCAGUAGAGGGUGCACUUUUACUUGGGAGAUGCCUAUCUGAGGGGCCUCUAGUGGGGAAUUAGUCUAGGGUGAAUCACCUCCUAUACAGGUGAGGCCUUCCCCAGAAUUGGGGAAGGACGGAGACACUGGAAGCUGCGGAAUUAGCCCUUUGGGACAUAGAAGACUGCUUAGAGGCCCUGAGUCACCAUGUAGCAGCUGGGAUUGUGGGAUCUCUUUUCCUCAAGAUAGUGGAAAGUGUUAUGGAGGAGAAGGUUACUGAGGAAAGAGAGAGACUUCAGCAGGAGAGAGACACACUUCAGCAUGGCUCAGAGGAGCUGGGUGAUGACCUAUGGGACGCCUUUAAGAAAGACAGACAGUUACUGAGAAGACAGGCCAUGCUCCUGGAAAAUUCCUUAACAGCAGCAAUGGAGGAGGCAGGCAGAGAAGCCACAUUACAGGACUCCUUGGAGGAGGAGGAGGAGGAAAGAGAGGUAGGUGCCUUUAGCCCCAGAGACAGUAGAGGAGAUGUCAGGAAAGGAUGGAAAGGAUGAGGGGGUGGAGGCUGAGCGCUGAUCUGUUGCUGAGGCCACUGCCCAAGGCACCAGCCUCUCCCAUAUUAAAGACCUGCCCAAUUGUAAUUAAGAAAAUAAAAAUGCAACAAUAGUGGGCUCCUCAGGGGGAGGAGCUGCCCCCUCCCCAGGCUGUGGAGCACUCCAUGCUCCACCCCUAAACCCAGGAUGAGUUGGUGAACAUGAACCAGUUUGGGCAGAGGCCAUUGGAACCUCUGCCUACAUGGCUUUUGCACCUCUGGGUUAUGAGGGUGGAAAACAUUGCUACAUCGGGUUCUGAAAUGGGUAGACUAGCUUCCCUGAUGACUCACCCUUCCCUCCAGCAGCAGUUAUAAUGUGCCCAUCACGCCUCAGGGAAUUGGGCGCUUCUAGAUCAGCUGACAGCAGCCAUAAGGGAAGUUUAGCCUAAUCAGGGUGAUUUACCAUACUUACCCACUAGCUGAAAAAUGUAUGCAGAGCUCCAGUAGGUGUUAUUGGAAUUGGGCAUUAAAAAUAUCAUCAUCUAUAAUAUGGACCCCUAGGGCCCCAAUGAGGAGUUGUUCAUGGUAAGAAUGAGAAAUCUGGUGCUCCAUACAGCUCCCCCAUCUCUCUUUGGGUCCCAAGUGACUAUUGUUGCCCCCACAUAGGGCAGCCCAUAAGUGAGGCUACUCAUACUUUAGCAGAUCUGGGAGAGGUUGGAACAAUAAGAGCACAGAAGGAAGUACAGGCUAUAACUGAAAGGAGAGGUGCAAAGGGCCCCAUGAAGGUCUCAAGGAUCCAGACGUGGGUUGAUUUGAUAAAGUCCGGGGUAGUGAAAGAAAAACUUGAUGGGCAGCCCAAUAAGAUCUUGUUAGAACUGUGGCACCAAUUAAAGCCAGAGCAGCAGUUCCAGCCGCUGAAUUCCAGGACAUGGAAACCGGAGUCAAAGCCCCAUGUCUGUCCUCUGUUCCUGCAGGACUUCCUGAGGGACAGUACUCAGGCUCUGCCUGGGCUCUCAUCCCCAGAGGAUGAUGAUUGGGCAUCACGGUUUGAUGGGGGUUGGGGGUCAAGGCCCCCACCUUGGGGUAUGUGGUAGGGACUAGAGGCCACAUGUAAAAUUAGCAAUUCAUUGGUCCCCUGUGAAUGUAUGGCAGGUCCUGGCGCUGGUGGACACAGGAGCUGAGUGUUUUCUGAUUCAUGGCAACCCUGAGGGUUUUCCCAGGACCCCUGCUGUGAUAGAAGGCUAUGGGGGUAAAGCAGUUAGAGUGAAGAAAGCCCAAAUCCCACUGGGGAUAGGGCGUUUACCCCCAAAGGAGUAUACGGUGUACAUUCCUCCCAUCCCUGAAUAUGUUUUGGGGGUAGAUAUCCUGCAGGGCCUGUGGUUGGUUACAGACCACUGCAGGUGAGUUCAGACUGAGGGGACAUGUGGUAAAGGCAGAUCUGAGGGGACAUGCUAAGCACCCACCUGUAGCUCUGUCUGUACCUUGGAAAGUGACAAAUACUAACCAGUAUAAAUUGCCUGUGGGGCACAAGGAAAUUGGAGCAAUUCUACAGGAGUUGGAGAAGGUGGGGCAUCAUAAAGCCCUAUGAGUGGGCUCUAUGUGCUUUUAAUUCCCCAGUGUGGCUAGUGAAAAAAUCAGAUGGCCCCUGGCAUAUGACCAUGAACAACAGGGAGCUGAAUAAAAUCACACCCCCUUUGCAUGCUGCUGUCCCCUCUAUAGCAGCCAUUAUGGACACACUCAGUUAUGAACUAGGGAUAUAUUAUUAUGUUGUAGACCUUGCUAAUGCUUUCUUUUCUAUUGACAGAGCACAGGAUAGUCAGGAAAAGUUUUCUUUCAUGUGGGAGGCUGGCAAUGGACAUUCACUGUCCUUCCACAGGGAUAUCUCCACAGUCCAUUUGUAUGGACUUGUAGCACAGGACUUGGCCACAUGGAAGAAACCACAAAGGUUGUGGCUGUAUCACUACAUUGAGGACAUUAUGCUCACGCCUGAUAUUCUUGCAGAUUUAGAAGGGGCAGUUUCAAGACUGCUGCAACAUCUACAGGAGAAAGGAUGAGCUGUGAACAGCAGCAAGGUUCAGGGACCUGGUUUGUCUGUAAAGUUCUUGGGGGUUGUCUGGUUAGAUAAAACUAAAGUUAUUCUGAAGCAGUCAUAGACAAGGUCCAGGCUUUCUCUACCCCUACCACUGUGGCAGUAUUACAAGAGCUUUUGGGUCUUGGGCUACUGGAGAGAGUUUAUCCCACACUUGGCACAAAUUCUGAAGCCCUUCUACUGGUUGGUAUGAAAGGGCAGCAGGUGGGACUGGGAUGAAACAUAUGCAGCUGCUUUUACUGCUGCUAAGCAAGUAAUCAAGGCUGUACAGGCCUUGAGUGUAAUGGAUUCAUCAAGGCCCUGUGAGCUGGAUGUUAUGGUUAUGGGUGGGGUCUUUGGCAGAGGCUUGAAUAGACAUAUGAAACUAUUGGAUUCUGGUCACAGCUAUGGAAAGGAGCAGAGGUCUGGUACACCUUGAUAGAGAAGCAACUGGCUGCUGUGUACACGCCUUGCUGGUUACAGAGCCCAUCACUGGAACAACUUUGACCAAGUUAAUAACCACCUAUCCCAUCAUGGGUGGGUGUGAGACUGGACCCAAAGACCAUGGAGUGGUGUAGUACAGGUGCCUACACUGGCCAGAUGGGAUGCCUACUUACAGCAGCGUAGCACCCUCUCUACUAGUCCCUCAAGUGGAGAACUACAAUACUUAGUGGGGCCAGUGACAUAUACCAGUGGAAAGCAGGAACUUGCUUCUGAGCCUGUAGUAGCCAAAAGUCCAUACCAGGAGGAAAAAGGCCCUAUACCUAAAGAUGCUUGGUAUACAGCUCCAGUUGUGAACAGCCCCCAACGUGUAGGGCUGUGGCUUUCCAUCCUAAUACUGGGACAAUAUGAAUGGAGGACGGAGAGUUAACGGGGAAGAGCAGGCCACGGGCUGAGUUGCAGGCAGUGUGGCUUGUGAUCACCCAGGAGCCCUCCCCCAUAGUUGUCUACACUGCUGGCUGGGCUGUCUAUCAGGGCUUGACCCUGUGGCUACCAACAUGGUACCAUGCCAUCUGGAUGUUUGGUCACUGGCCCCUUUGGGGGCAAGAGCUGUGGCAAAACCUAUGGGCCUCUGGUCAGACUAAGACUGUCACCGUAUAUCGUGUGACUGGCCAUUUGCCUUUGGCCUCCCCAGGGAAUGAUGAAGCAGAUACAUUGGGUCAGGUGUGUUGGCUAGAAGGAAAGCCUGCCUCUGAUGUGGCCCAAUAGUUACAUCAGGGUUUGUUGUAUGUGGAACAAAAGACAAUGUAGGCUGUAGCCAGUCAGUGAGGCUUGCUGUUGACCUUUGAAGAAAUCAGCAGAGCCUGAAAGGAGUGCCUUGUGUGAUCUAAGACUUAACCGAGUCCCGCAGCAACAUGGGACAAUAGUAAAGGGGCCGUUACCCCUUGUCAGGUGGCAGAUAGACUACAUCAAGCCUAUCCCCAUAUCAGAAGGUUACCAUAUCGGUAUGCCAUGACUUGUGUGGACACAGCUACUGGACUGUUGAUUGCUUUUCCUGCAUGUCAUGCAGAUCAGCAAACUACCAAGAGGGGCUUGAAGCAUCUCUUUGCAGCCUAUGGCUAGCUGCAGGUGAUUGAGAGCGAUCAAGGCACCCACUUUACUGGACAUGUGUUACAAGAAUGGGUGCAGCAAUUAAGAAUAAAGUAGAAGUUUCAUGUACCAUAUAUCCCUACUAGGGCAGGCAUGAUAGAGAGGUACAAUGGUUUGUUGAAAUCUGACCUGAAGUCAGACACCAAUUGUUGUCUGUGGGCUGAUCAGUUCAUUUAUGGAUAGUGCUGUGGCAUUUGAAUGAGAAGCCCCAAAGAGGAGCCUUGAGCCCUGUGGAUAUGCUAACACACAUUGCUGCCUGUCCUAUACAACUGUAUGUGCAAACCAAAGAGGAGUUAUUGAAGCCAGGAUGUGGCCAGCAGAGCAACAUCCUGCUGCCAGCCCUGGAGACACUGUCAAGUGGAUGUGGCCCUGGAGAUUUGAACACAUGGACCAGUGAUGGCUAGCUCUCCUAGCGAGAGGCCUAGAAGCUGGCCUCCUGUAUAUUCCUGGAAUAACAGCAGAGUGGCCUCCAAAGAUCACAGUGGUGCACCCAAAACAUCCAGGAGUUAAGAGCAUCUUGUGGGGAAGUUUUGUUUUAUCUUUAUGGUGAGUGCAUGUACCUCCUGUAGCCCUAUAUAUUGACCCAUUUGUAACUCCCACAGGGAGUGGGGUGAAUGUCUGGUUGGUACACUAGACCAGGACGAGAUCCCAUUUCUGCCACUGUUCUAUCACAGGACCACUGUCUUGUAUGUAUCCUACCUGAUGGACAAGAUUUACCUAUGCUGGUGUCAUUAAAACAUGUAUCUUAUCAUCCUUAAGGUUAUUUUAUUCUACAGUCCCUGUGGCCUGGACGUGCCCCCUCGUGGCAGCUGCCAUGUGAUGAUUGCUCUGAACUCCUUACCUGUUCAGUACUGACUAUGGAAUGGGCAAGCUAUGGACUAAAUCUGCGUAGAACUUUGAACUUAGCUGAAUCCUCCAGGUUGAGGAGUAUCAUUAUUUUAUUGCUGCUGCUACUGUAUGUUAUUAGUCUGAUUACAAUGCUCCAGUUUUGUUGCACAGGGGCCAUUAUGGAAGAUGGGGAACAUCUAGAUUGUGAGGAGAGAGUUCUGGAGGGUUGGACUGUGGGUGAAAUUGCAGCAUUUCCAGAAUCUCUUGCCUGGCUCUGGUGCAUCUCCAUAUCAAUAGGUAUUUCCAAGGGGUGGAGAAAAGUAGUCCAUCUCCAGAUCAGUAUGUAAUUAUAUGGGCGAGUGAGGGCUUAUCUGGACCAGAGAGAUUGGGUGGAGCUCUCUCUUCUUCUGCAGCCAGGUCUGGAGAGACACGGGAUGACUGCCUCUAAGAAAUAAAUGGGUUUCUCCCACUUUAUUUCUCCCCUUGAAUGAUUUCUGUUUCAAAGUUAUUUUGCCCUGGGAUUUUCCCCCCAGAAUUACAGGGUGUAAGAAACUAAGUCCUCAUCUUUCACUACAGAAAAUGCAUAGUAACUAAAGCUAGAGAACAAUUAAUAGCUGUGUAAAAGUGCUAUUUAACAACAGUAGCAAAGCCCAGAAGAAAAUGUGAAAAGAAUUGAUGGGGAUUGCUCUGGAGACAAGUUGAGGGUGGUAGGAUAGGUGGGAAUUUCUUUUUCGUUUAAAAACCAUUUAACUGCCUAACUUGUGAAUAUGUGUUGCUGAAAUAAAAUUAAAAUUAAGAUAAAAUUAAAUUUUAAAAUUCAAAUUAAUUCUGUGUUUUUUAUUAAAAAAGAAGAGAAGAAAGGCCACCAGAAAUGGAAAUUGAGUACAGACAGGAGAAAGGAAAGCAGGAAAAGACUUGGGCCUCUGAUGGAAGCCCACCCAACCCCACCAAGGGAAGGAGUCCCAUCCUGGAGUGAGGGGAGUCAGUUCCUGGGGUCCGAGUGGCUUCGACAAUCAUCAUCUCAUAGAACCGAAACAGAAAGGGAAGUUGAACUUCAAAAUUCAACUAAGGUUUCUGUGGGCCUUCUCUUCAGGUACUGGCUGGGUCCCAUGUCCAAAUCCCCUCAAGAGAACAAGUUGACUUUGGGAAGCCUGAGGCUACACGCUUCCUACUUGUACCCAGAAGAAGCAGGGUAGCUCCUGCCUAGGUCAUCUAGCAGAAGUCAUGGGUUUCCCUUUGAUCAGAUCCACUCAAAUUAUACACCAGCUCCUAAACUAAACUGAGGAAGAAGGGGCUGCUCUGACCAACUGAGGAAGAUCAGUCUACACUUGGAGUGGGGACUGGGCUUAAACCUACUGAGAUAUCCCUGGAAGAGGGAUGAAAAUGGGCUUACAGAUGCCAUAUAUACUGCAUUGCAGGUGAGGUGGAAAGAGAAC